Molecule: messenger RNA, 1370 nt
Organism: Papaver somniferum (opium poppy)
Lineage: Eukaryota; Viridiplantae; Streptophyta; Magnoliopsida; Ranunculales; Papaveraceae
Product: probable xyloglucan endotransglucosylase/hydrolase protein 32
Exons: 4
Coding region: 64-990 (308 amino acids)
Biological process (GO): cell wall biogenesis; xyloglucan metabolic process
Cellular component (GO): cell wall; apoplast
Molecular function (GO): xyloglucan:xyloglucosyl transferase activity; hydrolase activity, hydrolyzing O-glycosyl compounds
Source: RefSeq, a predicted model, not a curated record
CCAGCUAUCCUAUAGCUACUACCUAUAGCUCUUAAGACUUGAGCAGCAUCUGCACAAUCAACAAUGUCUUCUCCUUCUUCUUCUUUCAUUAAUACAAUUGUGCUCUUUAUACUUUGUUUCUUUAUCAUCACAACUAUAUUCAUGGUCCCUUUAACCAACGCACAACCUUCACCUGGAUUCUCCCCUAGUAACAAAUUUAGGACUAUAGGCUUUUUCCAAGGCUUUAGAAAUUUAUGGGGUCCUCAACAUCAAAAACUUGAACAAAAUCAAUUAACCAUUUGGCUUGAUAAGAGCUCAGGGAGUGGAUUCAAGUCGAAUCGAGCAUUCCGAUCGGGUUACUUCGGUGCCGCAGUCAAACUCCAUCCUGGUUAUACUGCAGGAGUCAUUACAUCUCUUUAUCUCUCGAACAACGAAGUUCAUCCUGGAAACCACGACGAAGUUGAUAUCGAGUUUCUUGGAACGACGCCUGGAAAGCCGUAUACUUUGCAGACAAAUGUGUAUGUAAGAGGAAGUGGAGAUGGGAGUAGGAUUGUAGGAAGAGAAGUGAAGUUUAAUUUGUGGUUUGAUCCAACUGCCAAUUUCCAUCAUUAUGCUAUUCUCUGGUCACCCAGAGAAAUCAUAUUUUUGGUAGAUGAUAUUCCAAUAAGGAGGUACAAGAAGAAGAGCGACUCAACUUUUCCUACGAGACCAAUGUGGGUAUAUGGCUCAGUAUGGGAUGCAUCAUCAUGGGCUACAGAAGGUGGUAAAUACAAAGCCGAUUACCAAUACCAACCAUUCUACGCUAGAUAUACGAAUUUCAAACUCAGUGGUUGCCCUGAGAAUGCACCAAACUCAUGUGGCGCCGUCUCAGCUUCGCCAAAUCCGGCCGGUGGAUUGAGCCGUCAGCAGAACAUGGCUAUGAAAUGGGCUCAAAAUAACCAUAUGGUUUAUGACUAUUGCAAGGAUUCAAGAAGAGAUCAUUCUGUUACACCGGAGUGUUUUAUGGCUUAAUUCUCUUCAUCACCAUUCCUAGUCAAAUUUGCUUCCCUUGCUCUCUCUAAAAAGAUCACAUACGAAGAUCAUCAUAUACCCUGUGAUUCUAUAUCAAUCAUAUUCUUAAUCUUAAACCAGCUCUUGGAAAUUCUUGAGAUGGGGUGUCCAACUUAUUGAAGAGUUGUUAAUCGUCCAAGACUCCAAGGAGUUGAUACUUUUCUUUUUCUUUUUAAAAAUUGUUUUUUAUUUUGGUUUGUAGCUAUUGUUGUGUGCAUAAUUAUUAUAGUAUGGAGAGAGCAAUUAAGGGUGGAGUGAUGCAAGGAAAAAAAAAAAAAAGAAGAAGAAGAAGAAGAAAAAAAUGAAGCCCAUACAAAGUGAUGAGGUUGUAUUAAGUGUAC